Messenger RNA from Trachemys scripta elegans, 3186 nucleotides. Its product is annotated as zinc finger protein 226-like. Gene Ontology annotation, molecular function: DNA-binding transcription factor activity, RNA polymerase II-specific; RNA polymerase II cis-regulatory region sequence-specific DNA binding. The record is from RefSeq and is a predicted model, not a curated record. Gene Ontology annotation, cellular component: nucleus. The coding region runs from base 1217 to 2374 and encodes 385 amino acids. Lineage: Eukaryota; Metazoa; Chordata; Testudines; Emydidae. The transcript is spliced from 3 exons. Gene Ontology annotation, biological process: regulation of transcription by RNA polymerase II.
CAUGUCUUGCUUACAACACUCUUGCUAAUAUAUCCCAGAAUUAUUUUUGCCUUUUUUGCAUCAGUAUUUCUUUGUUAACUCGUAUUUAAUUUGUGAUCCACUAUAGUCGCCAGAUCCUUUCUCUCCUCCUCUCCCCCCCGCCCAGUAAUUCUUCCUAGGCAGUCGUAUGCCAUUUUGUAUUUGUGGAUUGAUAGGUGGGUGAUGGCUGGAGGUUAGUAGGCACACUGUGGGAUUCAAGUGAAGGGUCAAUUUAACACCAAAUGCAUACAAAUAAUGAUGUGUAAGGGUGGAGCUGGGGAAUCACCUGAAAUAGGGGGACAAAGAUAGAACAGAAAAGGAAGGUGAUAGGGCAACCCAGGGGCAAAUCACAUACUGUAUGCAAGAGAACGAGUAGAUGAUGGGUAUUAUGGGAAAGGUCAGUGAGUUGAGAGGGUGUUGAUUUUGUAGUUAUCUGUUGGAAAGUAUAGUGUCAACCAAGACUGUCCCCCCCCCCACCUGAAUUUUCACUAGGGCUAAUCUAAACUCCUGGUUUGUGUGUAGACACCGAAAGAAUUAUUCAGUGUAAAAGUACAUGACACUGCUGAAUCCAGAUGCUAGGGAAUAAAAAGGCAACUAUCCAGUCCAAAAUGUCUUUCACUUUAGGAGGUGGAAAUUGGGAAAAACAUUAGGUGUUGUAGUUCUUGAUAGUCUACGCAUCAGUCUUUCUGUAUUGGGGGGCUCAUAUAUUUAGAUGAAUAUGGCCAUGUGCAUCUGGAGUGCAUAUCUGAGCUCAUAUUGCUCUCGUAUUGUAGUUAGAGGGAUUUGUUGCAGUACUGUAUAGGUAGAAUUAUUAGGGCAUAACUUUUUUCUUUAUUUUUUUUCUCUGCUGGAAUAAAUAUAUAUUCUGUAUACUGAGAAAGAUUGCAUGUGUUUUGGUUUAUUAUUUUGUGAUUGUUCUGGAUAAUGACCUUGGGUGAAAUUCUGGCCCCACUUAAGUUACCCACUUGUUUCCCAGGCCAUGACUAAUGAAGAGUUGAAGAGAUUUAAUAUUUCAUUAGAAAGAUAGUAACAAAGUUGGAGGUUACCCAAGAGUGUGGAAGAUCCUGGAGAGCUUCACAAUAAUGCAGGGAGGGUUGUGAUUGGAGUUGAGAACGAGAUGAGCCAAUCAUGAAGGACUAUGACCAUGGUAUACUUACAUCCACAAUAAGCCAUAUAUAUGCCCUGUGUAUGACACCAUAUGAUGGAGGUGGUCUGGGAGUCGAAUAAUGACACUUAUGACACAGGUGAGGAGCAUUCAGAUGACUCCAGUCAUUCCUCUGAGCAGGUGGGUCGCAAAUCUAGCCUCCAGCUGAAGGUAGACUUAGACUACUCUCAACCAUGCAGUCCUGGUUGUAGCCCUGCUGGACCUUCAGGUAGGCAAGAACUCCCUGUAGAAUUGCAGUGUGAAGAUGAGGAAACCUAUGAGACCUACUACCAGAAGCGAGGCGAGACUACAGCUGGGGUCUUUGUCACCUCCAACACCAAUUUUGACCUGCAAUGUGAAAAUGAGGAUCUGGAGUUCUACUCCUCUGAGGAACCUCAGGGAGGGUUAAGUGAGGAUGAUGAAAAGAUCAUUCUUGUUGAUGCUUUUGAUGAGGAGGACCUGGAGCCCAUCACUGGAGAAGCUUUGUCUUAUAGGUGCAAGAAGUGUGGUCUCUCUUUUCAGGAUCUGGGUGAAUUACAAGAACACAACCAGAUCCACCUGACAGAGAAUUCAUACCGAUGCCCCAUCUGCGGCAAAGAGUUCUUCCAUGCUGCAAACUUGCGAAUGCACAAGCUCAUUCAUUCUAGUGACAGGCCACACAAGUGUCUGGAGUGUGACAAGGGGUUCAUCCGUACAGCUGAUGUUUGGAGGCACCUACGCAAUGUGCACAAGAUUGAGCGUUCCAAGGGAGUUUUGGGAAAUGGUAUGGUUAGCAACCGGGGGUCAACAUUACACCAAAACAAGCAUGGCCAUGGGGACUCUGACCAGCAGUGUUCAGAAAAUAAAAAGCCCGCGGGAGAAGAGUUUAAACCUUACAUCUGUCCAGUGUGUGGCAAAGGUUUCUGUAAACCUAAUCUGCUGUCCAGACACAAGGUGAUCCAUCGACAGGAUAAACCACAUAAAUGUCAAGAAUGUGGGAAGUCCUUUGUUGAGCGGCUCAAGUUGAAAAGGCACCAGCAGAUUCACUCUGGAGAGCGCCCUUUCUACUGUGAGGAAUGUGGAAGGACUUUUACACAGCUGGUAACACUACAGUGCCAUCAGCGGAUCCAUACUGGAGAAAAACCCUAUUCUUGUGCUUUCUGUGGUCGUCGCUUCACAGUGUCUGCCACUCUAAGGAAGCAUGAGCGCACACAUAAAGUGGACAAAUCAUAGUAUUUAGGGCUCCAUGGUUGUGGUCACCGUUGUUUCCUGUUACCUGAAUGAGAUCUGCUCAAGACUGCUAGAGAAACUACCCCAACCUACACACAGGUCAGUCCACAGCCCCCUUCUCCAACGAUGGCCAGCAUAACUCUAAUAAGAAAAUAUUGCCUCAUGAGGAACUCCAUGAUCUCCACAAGUAGUCUGUGUUAACCAGCCUUGCACCUGUUCCCUGGAGUUACAAGAGGAGAACGCUGACCUCAUUAUUUAAUGAAAAUUGAGCUAAGUCAAAGGAUAUACAUCUCUACCUCGAUAUAACGCUGUCCUCAGGAGCCAAAAAAUCUUACCGCGUUAUAGGUGAAACUGCAUUAUAUUGAACUUGCUUUGAUUCACCGGAGUGUGCAGCCGCGCCCCCCUGGAGCACUGCUUUACCGCGUUAUAUCCGAAUUCGUGUUAUAUCGGGUCGCGUAUAUCGAGGUAGCGGUGUAUGUGGAAGUGGAGUUCCUGGAAAGUACUGGGCAUUGUCAUAACUAGCUGGACUUUUCUGCGGGUGCAUCAAGUUGAGCUUUUCUCUAGGACUGAUGGGUUAAAUGGAGCCCUUCUGCAGUCCCAGACUCUGAACUGAUUGUGACUGCUCUCCAGCACUUGAUUUGGAGAUGUCAUUUUUUGCCUAUGCUAGGACUGCACAGACCAUUUAAUCAGAGCUGGCCCACCCAUACCUUCUCUCUGUUCAUUCUGUCAUGUUUUCUAAUGAAGUAUCUUUAUUUUGAAGAGAGGGAUCAUGUUGGUUGUAAAAAUCCAGGACUUUAAUAAACUAGAUAAUUAAU